Sclerotinia sclerotiorum 1980 UF-70 is the source of this 780-nucleotide messenger RNA. RefSeq lists its product as hypothetical. Lineage: Eukaryota; Fungi; Ascomycota; Leotiomycetes; Helotiales; Sclerotiniaceae. The coding region runs from base 1 to 780 and encodes 259 amino acids. The transcript has a single exon. The record is from RefSeq and is a predicted model, not a curated record.
AUGUCUAGCAAACCAACAUUUGUCUUGAUCCCGGGAGCAUGGCACCGUGCCGAGAUUUGGGAGAAAGUCACUUCACUCCUGGAAGAACAACAGUAUAAAUGUAUUCCAGUAGAACUACCAUCAACGGCAGGAGAUCCCACAAUAGCUUUUGGCGAUGAUAUCGCCGUUGUCCGAAAUAUCGUAUUAUCAGAGACAAAACAGGGACGCGACGUGAUAAUAGUGGUGCAUUCCUACGGUGGUGCAGUUGGCCAGAGCGCAGUUAAAGGUCUCACCCAUCACAACCCAGAUGAUAUCCAAUCUACAAGCGACGAACCGACUGGCCAUGUCAUCGGUCUCGUUAUGAUGGCUUGUGGUUUUGGGCAAACGGGAAUAAGCUUCAUCGAUGCUAUUGGCGGGACACCACCACCACUAUGGAGAUGGGACGAUAGUGGAUUUGCGACGUUAGAACUUCCAGCCAGAGAAAUAUUUUACCACGAUCUUUCUGAGGAAGAAGGUAAAUUUUGGGUUAGCAGGUUGAUGAAGCAAUCGCAGAAAGUUUUGAAGGAGGGAGGAGAGUGGGCUUAUGCCGGAUGGAUGGAUUUGCCAGUUUGGUACUUGAUGACGAUGGAUGAUAAAUCGUUUCCAGUUGGGGUGCAAGAGAUGUUUGUGAAAAUGGCGAGGGAUGCUGGGGCGGAUGUUACGGUGCGACAGGUUAUGAGUAGUCAUUCGCCAAUGUUGAGUAGACCGAAAGAGACGGUGGAUUUUAUACUGGAAGCGGCGGUAUCUCUGGUUAAAGAAUGA